AUGAAGUCCUUGAGGAUACGACAGAUCCAGCAUGUAAGGAGUAAAAGUUCUCUCGGAUUUGUAAGCUCCAGUAAUAAGAAUAACUCAAGAACGCUUUCUCCAGGAAAUAACGCAAUAUCUUCUCCUAAGACUUUAAGAAUUGAAAUACAUAAAUUAACUACAAAACUUCCAGUAAAACCAGAGCCAAGAGGUGAGUUAGAAAUUAAAAUAACUUUGCCCGAAGUAAAUAUUCAAGCUUCACCAAAACGAGGUACUCAAAAAGAUUCAGAAACUCAAAUAAAAGAAGGAACCCAUAAUUAUAAAGAUGAGAAAAAUUCAAAAACUGCAUCCCAACUAGAAAUAAGGAAACUUAAUUUUGAUCUAAUUUACCCAAUGGAAAGGUCUAUAUCAAAUUCGUAUAUCCCUAACAUUAGGGUAGGAAAAUUUUACUUCAGAUCUAAAUCGUCGACAAAAUCGAGAGGAAAAAGCAUUAGCAAUAUACAUAUGUCUGAAAAAUCAAGGAAAAUUUCUAUAAAAAAUAAUAAAAGAAGUAAAACGUUUGCAGAGUAUGUAGCUGGAUUGCAGCAAGGCUCAACUACCUGCUUGCCUUCACAUCCUGAUACUGCAGCGAAGAAGAAUUUGAAAUAUAAGCUGAUGGAUGAAAUAGAGAGAAGCAUAUCAUCAAGCUCAAGCCAGAGAUCAUUUAUGUGGAAUUUCAAGCCUAAAUAG
Blepharisma stoltei is the source of this 708-nucleotide messenger RNA. The record is from the annotation of a GenBank genome assembly. NCBI's taxonomy places the organism in Eukaryota, Ciliophora, Heterotrichea, Heterotrichida, Blepharismidae.